This is a messenger RNA of Epithele typhae, 483 nucleotides long. RefSeq lists its product as uncharacterized. The annotation marks the transcript as partial. Lineage: Eukaryota; Fungi; Basidiomycota; Agaricomycetes; Polyporales; Epitheliaceae. The record is from RefSeq and is a predicted model, not a curated record. The transcript has a single exon. Gene Ontology annotation, molecular function: guanyl-nucleotide exchange factor activity.
GAUGUUGAUCGUCAAGCUACCAUCCGCGCCCUUCUAUCCUCCGAGAAAAGCUUCGUCAAGUCCGCACGCUCGGUUAUCCGUUCCCACUUCCUCCCGUUGCGCACCCGAGACUCGCGCGCGUGGUUGUCUGGCCUCCCUCACGCCAUCACCCGCUUCUUCGACUGGCUCGAAGACAUCGCCAACAUUCACACCACGCUCGUGCGCUCCCUCACUGCCGCCGUCGCCGCAGAUCGCAUUACAAACGAGAGCCUCCAUGCGCUCCGUGCCUUCGUCGCGCAGCUUGAGGUGUAUACACCAUACCUGGUCAAGCUCGACAGCACGCGCGAGACGCUGCGCUGGCACGCGAACCAAGACGAGGGGGACUUCGGGGAGUACCUGCGACUCAAAGCACGCGAGCGCGCGCCUACUGAAUGGACCCUCGAGCAAUUCGUCGACGAGCCCGCCCGCCGGCUCCGCGAGUACCUGGCCCUGUUCGAGGUGCGU